AUGAAGACUCUGAAACGCCUCUACUUGCCUCUUGGAUCUGUGUAUGCUUUUGACAGCCACAGUAUCCUUUGGGAGCUGAAGGAGAAGGGACUCUUCUACAUCAAACACCUGGCCUGGUCCCAUUCAGAGGUCCUGCUCUGUAGACUUCGUGACGUUUGCUUGGCAGUUACCAGCGAGGUGACCAACCUCCAUUCCAAGGUGUCCUACUCUGCAAUCGUCACUCUGGGAGAGUUCUUUGAGACCUUGAAGAAGGACAUGGACUCUGAAGUGGAUGAGGCUGCUCGGGUCCUUCUCCAGAUGGUGUGGAACUCCCCAGAAUUUGUUCAGAAAGCAGCCUGUCAGGCCCUGGGGAUCAUGGUGGAGAAUGUGACUCCUGCACGAGCAAUGGCUGCUCUCAUGGACAUAGGAGUCAAGUAG
This is a messenger RNA of Taeniopygia guttata (zebra finch), 417 nucleotides long. NCBI's taxonomy places the organism in Eukaryota, Metazoa, Chordata, Aves, Passeriformes, Estrildidae. The record is from RefSeq and is a predicted model, not a curated record.